UUUUGUGAAUCUUGUUGUUGUAUUUGAUCAAUAUUUAAUCGCUUAAAUUUAUUAAUAAUUUAAUCCGGAUCUUGUAUAUUUUGUCCGUUGAAAAUACGAAUCUCUCGAGGAUUCAGUGCCCUUUAUGUGGAAUUUAUUUCUGUAUUCGUCAGAAUGUUGAGGAAUACUAUUUACAAAUCAGCUUUAUUUUAUUUGUUCUUAUUGGUCAUGAACGGUGUGAUUGGUGAUCCAGAUGAAGUGAAGGCUUUACUGAAGUCAGUGUCAGUGAUGGAGGGAGAUUCUGUUACUCUAAACACUGAUAUUACUGACAUACAGAGAGAUGAUCAGAUAUUGUGGAUGUUUGGACCUAAAGAGACUCGCAUAGCUGAAAUUUAUAAGCAAGGCAUUGAUAUGUUUAGUAGUAAAGAGCCAUUUGGAGACCUGAGACUUUUACUGGACAGUCAGACUGGAUCUCUCACCAUCAGAAACAUCAGAACUGAACACACUGGACUUUAUAAACUACAGAUUCGAAGUGACAGAGGAAAUUCAGACAAGAGAUUCAAUGUUACUGUCUAUGCUCCUCUACCCGUUCCUGUCAUCAGCAGUAACUCUUCACAUUGUUCAUCAUCAAUCUCAAACUGUUCCUUAUUGUGUUCAGUGUUGAAUGUGAGAGAUCUGAGAGAUGUGAGUCUGUCCUGGUAUAAAGGAAACAGUUUAUUAUCCAGCAUCAGUUUGUCUGAUCUCAACAUCAGACUCUCUCUACCUCUGGAGGUGAAAUAUCAGGAUAACAACACAUACAGCUGUGUGGUGAACAAUCCCAUCACAAACCAAACUCAAUAUCUCAACAUCAAUGAUGUCUGUGUGCCGUGUUCAGAGGAACAUUUACAGACGGUGAUGCUUGCAGCAAUUAUUUCUUUGGCAAUUAUUUUGAUUGUACUAGCAGUUAUAAUGUUCAUAAGGUGGAAGAUCAAAAGAGAACAUGAAGAAGGCAAGCGUCAACUCCAUUUACUUUAUUGCGUUUUAUAUAAAGCAACUUCUCACCUUUGCAUUAUCUUUCAGAAAGCUAAUGGUACUGAGGAAACUAUAUAUUCCAGCGUCGUCACAGGUAGAGAGAGUCUGAUGUUGAGAUCAGACACACUGAUGCUGGACAAUAAACUGUUUCCUUUGUACCAGGACAGACUCACGUCUGUUACAUUUGACACUGAACAUAGCAAGGAACAAUUUAAACUUGAUGAUGAUGAUGAUGAAGAACAUUGUGAUGAGUCUCUGAUGAUGACAGGAACGGGUGUGUUUGGUGUUGAUGGAGAUGAAGUGAAGUCAGUGUCAGUGAUGGAGGGAGAUUCUGUUACUCUACACACUGAUAUUACUGAAAUACUCAGUCGUGAUCACAUAUUGUGGAUGUUUGGACCUCAAGAGACUCGUAUAGCUGAAUUGUAUAAGCAAAGCAUUGAUAUGUUUGAUAGUAAUAAGAUAUUUGGAGACAGGAGAUUAUUACUGGACAGUCAGACUGGAUCUCUCACCAUCAGAAACAUCAGAAAUGAGCACUCUGGACUUUAUAAGCUACAAAUUCGAAAAACCUCCAUCCGGGCAUUUUCCACUGCUCUGUUUGAACGUGUGUUUGGUGUUGAUGAAGUGAAGUCAGUGUCAGUGAUGGAGGGAGAUUCUGUUACUCUACAAACUGAUAUUAAUGAAAUACAUCAACGUGAUCACAUACUGUGGAUGUUUGGAUCUAAUGAGACUCGUAUAGCUGAAUUGUAUAAGCAAAGCAUUGAUAUGUUUGAUAGUAACAAGACAUUUGGAGACAGGAGACUAUUACUAAACAGUCAGUCUGGAUCUCUCACCAUCAGAAACAUCAGAACUGAACACACUGGACUUUAUAAACUACAGAUUCGAAGUGACAGAGGACAUUCAGACAAGAGAUUCAAUGUUACUGUCUAUGGGCUUCUGCCCAUUCCUGUCAUCAGCAGAGACUCUUCACAAUGUUCUUCAUCAUCAUCAUCAUCAGAAAGAUCAUCAAGCUCAAAAUGUUUGUUAUUGUGUUCAGUGUUAAAUGUGAGAGAUGUGAGUCUGUCCUGGUAUAAAGGAAACAGUUUAUUGUCCAGCAUCAGUGUGUCUGAUCUCAACAUCAGACUCUCUCUGGAAGUUAAAUAUCAGGAUAACAACACAUACAGCUGUGUGGUGAACAAUACCAUCACAAACCAAACUCAACAUCUCAACAUCACUCAUCUCUGUCAGCCGUGUCCAGAGCAAAGCCAUGUGAACCGUGCAGCAGUUAUUCCUGUGGUAGUAGUUCUCAUGAUUUUACUUGUAGUUUUGAUUAUACUGUGCAGGAAGUACAAAAGAAAACCUAAGAAAGGCAAGUGUCAACUCCAGCUAUACUUUUAAAAGCAUGAAUUAAAAAUAGGUAAUUUGUUAAUAUUUUUAUUUCUUACAAUUGAUAUAAAUUAUUAAGAUGGAGGUAUUACCUUUUGUGUGCCUAAGGUUUUGAAGCAUAUGAACAUGGUGUUCAGGGGGAAGAGGUACAUUAUGCUGAAACAGUGUUUCGUAAGAAAACUGACGAUCCAGAAGAAGUAAUUUAUUCCAGAGUCGUCGUAUGAGACGGAUCAAUAAGCAGAACUCAUUUCACGUGAAUAUGUCUGGAUUAAGAAGAAGACUUUUAAAACCAUUUUUAUAGUUGGACUUCUUAGGUGGAAAAGCCAGCUAGUCUGAAACAGGAAAAACAGAACUGGCAUUUGCAUCAGUUUGAAUGUGUGCCUUAGACGUGCGUGCACUUUUAUUUGCAUGCAGUCAUGA
Molecule: messenger RNA, 2772 nt
Organism: Misgurnus anguillicaudatus (oriental weatherfish)
Lineage: Eukaryota; Metazoa; Chordata; Actinopteri; Cypriniformes; Cobitidae
Source: RefSeq, a predicted model, not a curated record